AUGGCAGCAGGACCAAGACUGUACGCCAAGGGCCGCGUUCAAGGCUUCAAGCGUGCCAAGCGCAAUCAGAGGGAGAACACCUCGCUCAUCCAAAUCGAGGGUGUCGCCAACAACCAAGAGGCACGCUGGUACUGCGGCAAGCGAGUUGCGUACGUCUACAAGGCGCAGAAGCCAUCGCCCAACGGCUCUCGCGUUCGGGUCAUCUGGGGCAAGGUCACACGAGAACAUGGCAACUCUGGCAUUGUCAAGGCCAAGUUCAGGAAGAAUCUGCCGCCUCACACGUUCGGCGCGAGCGUACGAGUGGUCCGUCAUGCUCUCGCUCUGCAUGUUGCUUGCACUUGCUCACACGAGCAUUCUGCAGAUGCUCUACCCGUCGACGAUAUGAUCUAUCGACUAGAUGACGUGCUAGCCAGAUCAUGUCAAGUGCAUUUCUAUAUACUGCUCGAACCGGCUCCUCCAGCUGAGACCAUGCGCGGCUUGUGA
Messenger RNA from Mixia osmundae IAM 14324, 483 nucleotides. RefSeq lists its product as uncharacterized. The transcript is spliced from 4 exons. Bases 1 to 483 code for a protein of 160 amino acids. The record is from RefSeq and is a predicted model, not a curated record. NCBI's taxonomy places the organism in Eukaryota, Fungi, Basidiomycota, Mixiomycetes, Mixiales, Mixiaceae. Gene Ontology annotation, cellular component: ribosome; cytosolic large ribosomal subunit. Gene Ontology annotation, molecular function: structural constituent of ribosome. Gene Ontology annotation, biological process: ribosomal large subunit biogenesis; cytoplasmic translation.